Messenger RNA from Nematostella vectensis (starlet sea anemone), 2149 nucleotides. Its product is annotated as nuclear transcription factor Y subunit alpha. Gene Ontology annotation, cellular component: CCAAT-binding factor complex. The record is from RefSeq and is a predicted model, not a curated record. Gene Ontology annotation, biological process: regulation of transcription by RNA polymerase II. The transcript is spliced from 4 exons. Gene Ontology annotation, molecular function: RNA polymerase II cis-regulatory region sequence-specific DNA binding; DNA-binding transcription factor activity, RNA polymerase II-specific. Bases 37 to 696 code for a protein of 219 amino acids. Lineage: Eukaryota; Metazoa; Cnidaria; Anthozoa; Actiniaria; Edwardsiidae.
CAAUCAAAUAUUCAUUAGUUGUGAAAGAAGAUCAAAAUGGCGAUGGAAGCAGCGCCAAACUCGCCUCAACUCAACAACUUUGCACCGCAAAAUACAGUCGCUGUCUCUCAUACAGUGCCGUCUUCGGCACAUGCGACAGCAGUUAACCUGAUACAGCCUGACCAGAGCAAAGGGUUGUAUAUCGUGGAUCCCUCGCAGCAACAUGCCGCCUUACAGAUGUUCGGCAACCCGGAUCAACGAGCGUUCUUGACGGCCAAUCCUUCCGAAUACAACGUUUCUACUGGCGCAAUUACUCAGCAAGUAUCUAACGGAAACCCCCAAAUUAUGAUGAAUGGACAGCCCAUUGGAGCACAAAGGAUUCCAGUGGCGAUGGAAACUUUGGAUGAGCCAUUGUAUGUCAAUGCUAAGCAAUACCAUCGUAUCAUCAAGAGACGGCAAGCACGGGCCAAGCUUGAAGCAGAAGGGAAAAUUCCUAAAGUCAGAAAGAAAUAUCUGCAUGAAUCCCGACAUCAGCACGCAUGUCGACGGAAAAGGAGUAAUGGUGGGCGGUUUGUGACCAAGCCUGGUGAAGAGAGUGAUGAGUCACAAGAUGCAUCCGAAAAACAAAUUGAGGUUCAACCACAACACACCGGCAGCAUGACACAUGGCCAAGAAGGACAGUUACCCUCAGAACAGACAACAGAGGGGGUCGAGUAAAAGAUAUUUAAUAAAUGUGGCAUUGUUUACAAGUGCAGGCAUGAUACCACCCUUGGUAGAAGCACCCCAAGGCUCCCAGCCAAAUAGCCAAUUUAAAUGAGACAUGAGUACACACAAGAUGCUUAUUAACUAGACAAAGAAUGUUAACAUUAUCCAUAAGUUCAUAAUCUUCAUUUUUGUGCUGGUAUCUGGUAAUACAAAGGAGUAAGCCUGGGUAGCCCCACUAAAAGAGAGAGGGAAGGUGUUCACGGCCGAGAAAUCAGAGGAAGCGGCCCAAUACACAGGCUACAGAAAAAUUUGUUUUGCAAGAUUUUGGUGAUGAAUCAUAAAAUAUUUGAUGCAUCCACUUUUUUAAGUGCAUCUAAAGGGGUGGCAAAUGGUCAAUCCGAGAAAUUCCGAUAUGGCUGUUUUGAAAAUAAAAAAAAAACAAGAUCUUGCUUUUCAAAAGAUACAAGAACAAGAAAUUGAAUCUCUAAAAUCCAUGAAUCAAAUGCCUUAAAAUUUGGUGAGAAAAUUUAUAUUUUUGGGACCAUUCGCCACCCCUCUAAGAUAUCCUAAAAGCAUUGUAAGUAUGGAAUUGAAAUGUUUCAAGUUUUGCUUGGCUUGUGUUUUAUUGACUUGUUCCGCUAGGGCUUUCUGAGAGUAGGGAUUCAUUAAAUAUUAUUUCCUCUACCAUACUUAAAAUAAAUAACUCAACACAACACAACGUUAACUAGAGGUAGCAAAGAAUUCCUAUCAAUUAAGCCAUCUAAUCACAAUCCUGGCUGCAAGCCCUGACCAAAUGCAUAUUAUCCAUUUUUUGUGAUUUUGAUUAUUUUUCAGACUCUGACCAAGAAUUCUAAAAUGCUUCUCACUUUAGUGAAUCAAGUUUUAAAUCUGUAGUGAAACAACAUUUUAUACCCUCUCAUUGUUCAAUGCUUUGCAGUGAGAUGAUGUGAGUAGAAGCUAUUAAAGAACAAGCCAAUGGAAACAGUUCAAUUCUUUUGUUGCUUGGAAUUCAUGAGCCUAUGUUUGCAGAUCGCUCACAAGUGCAGUUAAAGCAUAAAAUAAAAAAAACUGUUUAUAAAUGAUAACCUGGAAUUUGCUGGGCAGCAAGGAAAGGCCCUCUAAUAAGAGCAUGCUCUUUACUCUGUAAAAUCUAUUUGUAAGAAUUUAGUGAUAAAAUAUGUAUCCACUUGUUUUCAUUUGUACAAAUACUUUCAGCUUGUGCAAAAGCUGAUGUUGUUCCAUAGUUCAGAUUUUUGCACCAACAAAGGAUAAAAUAUUCUAAAAAGAGCAUUAUUUUAACAUGUACAUAAACAGCAGCUGUGGUCUAGUCUUUCAAAGAAAGUAUUAUUUUGUUAUGGUUAGCUAUGUGGUUAGCAUUGUAGGCAAAAACUUGCACUGCCUCAUAUUCUAUCUACUGUAGUUUAUUUCUAAAACAGAGAAAUAAAGAGUAAACAACAAUUCAAAA